AUGAGCAAACUUAAUAGAAAAGUUGUACUUAUUGCAGGUGCUUCUGAACGUGCAGAACAUGCUUUCAUCACUGGACGUCGACAAGAAAUGCUUGAUGAAGCUGUAAACAAGAUCAGCAGUACAAUUAUGGCCGAUCUCGACAAUCUAUGCAACGUCAUUAAGAAAGAAAAAGGUCGCCUGGAUAUCGUAACAGUAAUGUUUAGAGAUGUAGCUAAUAGUGAAGUGACAGAAUCAACUUUCAUCACCGAUUUAAUAGCUAUCGUACCAUUGGCUUGGACUGGCAUGCCCGAUAAAACGGUCAAAACUGCAGUCUUUCGUACUUCGGACGAUAGCAGUUAUAUUACACGUAUCAAACUUUUUGUUGAUGGAGGAAAAGAAUAA
Adineta steineri is the source of this 381-nucleotide messenger RNA. Lineage: Eukaryota; Metazoa; Rotifera; Eurotatoria; Adinetida; Adinetidae. The record is from the annotation of a GenBank genome assembly.